AUGUCAAACUCACCAAAAGACUACAUUAUAAUCGGUGGUGGGCUCGCUGGAUGCGCACUCGCCAGUCGGCUUUAUGAAAAGAACAAGACUCUUAAUAUCCUGAUCAUUGAGGCGGGAGCCAAUGCCGCCGACCACCCCCUCACCAAAAUCCCGCUUGCAUGUUUCGGUGCCCAUUAUUCUCCACUCGACUGGGCCUAUACGACGGUGCCACAGAAAAGCCUCAACGGCCGUCAAUGUUACAACAGCGCAGGCAAAGCCCUUGGGGGCGGCUCUGCCACAAAUUAUGGUACAUGGACUCGCGGAAGUGCUGCCGACUAUGACCGCUGGGCUAAGCUAGUCGGCGAUGAGGGCUGGAGCUACGACGGUCUUCUGCCAUACUUCAAGAAAACUGAAACACACUUUGAUGGUACAAAUACUGAUCCAGCUUUGCAUGGUACCGAUGGACCUAUCCAUAAUGCUUCGGUCUCUUCGAGUAGCCCUGACCGCAAGUACCCUUUGAGAGAACCACUGCGGGCUGCUUUCUCCAGGGUCGGUGUGGAAUAUGUGCAGGACGCAAAUGCGGGAUCACCGCUAGGACUGGGUGAGUUGGUUGAGAAUUGGCGUGCUGGCCGACGACAGAUUUCGAGUGAAGCUUAUGGUAUAUUCAACUGUCCUGGGAUUACUGUCUUGACCGAGACCAUGGUAAAGCGAAUUAUUCUCGAGGAGCGUGACGGCAAGAAAGAGAAAGUCGCAACAGGAGUUGAAGUGGUAGGGGGAGAGAAAUACUUCGCAUCGCGAGAGGUGAUUGUCUCAGCUGGGGCAUAUCGCACACCGCAGGUGCUGAUGCUCUCCGGAAUUGGACCGGCUGAACUACUCACGAACCACGAUAUCACGCAAAUUGUCGACGCGCCAGAAGUCGGCCGUAAUCUUCAUGACCACUUCUCAUUUGUGCGGUGGUGGAAGCUUCGGCAUCCGGAGCAAGGCUUGUCUAUCGGAACUCCGCUAUGGAGUGACCCGGCGUAUGCUUUAGGCCUCCCAGCCGACUGGAAUGCCACUGUGCAAGCUCCACGUGAAGUGUUGGUGGACGCGUUGAAGGCUGAUGGCGAGAGCGAGUCAGCUCUUGAGACGCAUCCUUAUCUUGUCACUGAUUCCUGUCAUGCUGAAAUUCUCAUUGUGUACGCCCCUGCCGGUGCGGCUGUUGCUGGUGCUGAUAUCCCGAUGGACGGCACGCAUAUUGCAUCAGCUAUACUAGGCAUGGUCCCCACUUCGAGGGGCUGUGUUAGUAUAGCGUCAGCUGAUCCAACGAGUCCACCUCUUAUCGAUCCUAACUAUUAUUCGACUGAAGUAGACCGUGCGAUCCUUCGGGCCGCCAUUCGACAGGUAACACAGGUUCUCUCUGAGACACCUGAGGGUAGAGAGAUGAUCGAAUGUGAGGCUCCACAUCCUGGAUUUAAUGCACUAAGGUCCGAUUCUACAGACGAGGAAAUCGACGCCCAGGUGAAGCAGGGAGGGAAUACAUUCUAUCAUCCAGCUGGUUCGGCGUCAAUGGGAAAGGUAGUAGAUACUGAACUCCGCGUUAAAGGUGUUCAGAAUCUCAGGGUUGUCGAUGCUAGCAUCAUACCUCUGCCGAUCACAGCACACUACCAGACAGUUGUAUAUGCGAUUGCAGAGAAAGCGGCAGAUAUCAUAUCUAACUAA
Molecule: messenger RNA, 1677 nt
Organism: Aspergillus pseudotamarii
Lineage: Eukaryota; Fungi; Ascomycota; Eurotiomycetes; Eurotiales; Aspergillaceae
Product: GMC family oxidoreductase
Exons: 1
Coding region: 1-1677 (558 amino acids)
Molecular function (GO): flavin adenine dinucleotide binding; oxidoreductase activity, acting on CH-OH group of donors
Source: RefSeq, a predicted model, not a curated record